Punctularia strigosozonata HHB-11173 SS5 is the source of this 2062-nucleotide messenger RNA. RefSeq lists its product as uncharacterized. Bases 338 to 1798 code for a protein of 486 amino acids. The transcript is spliced from 3 exons. NCBI's taxonomy places the organism in Eukaryota, Fungi, Basidiomycota, Agaricomycetes, Corticiales, Punctulariaceae. The record is from RefSeq and is a predicted model, not a curated record.
AUCCUCUCUUGUCUCUUUCCCCUCUGGUUGCAGUGACGGGGACGGCGUUCCGUCCGUCUUCCUGUCCUGCGCGAACGACUUUGACGACAACCCGAAAAGUAUCUUGAAAGCAUCGCGGAUCCAGCAUCUAUUAAAACGCAAGGACUGACGUCUCACGAUAUACUUGACUCGACGAUCGACUGCUUUACUCUCGGGCCUCAAAACGACCGCGGCUCUGAUCAUCCUGCAAGACGAUCUCUGCGCUCGCUCGAUAUAUAAACGUUGGGCACGAACAUCCAGCCAAGAAUCCUCCCAUACCCGUAGCGCAUAGCAUCCUAUUUGUGCUCCCGUCGUCAUCAUGUCGACCCCAGUCACACCAUUUAUCCCACCGCAACCCGGGUUCUCCCCCGCGAGCGUCUCCAACCAGCUUUCGCCUCCGCCCCUCGUUGAUCGCCCUCCACAGCCUGGCGAGCGCCCGGGCUGGCCCACCAUCGACAUGACCAACAUGGGCAACUUCCCGAUGGGAUACCCGACACCGCAAGGACUUGUUGUUCCCAUGAUGCCCGGCGUCUUUCCGGGCGCUCAACACUUCACGCCCGCCGCACCUGCGGGUGGCAUCCCGCAGUCCUACUUCAUACCUCCAGUGGCUUUGCCCCCCGCUGGCGCCCCAGGGUCUACGCACCAAGUCGACCCUCAUACGGGUUUGUCAAAUGAUUGGAUCGGCUUUGAGCAGGCGCAGCGUCUAGCGGGACGUACCCCUGCAGCGCCUCACGCCGCACUGCAUGGUGGUGGUGCUCCCUCAGGUUGGCCCACUCCCGCAGCCUCGACAGCGUUCGUAACACCCAUGAUGGGUACCAUGCCCAUGGCUGGGAUGGGCGGUUGGCCACAGGUAGCGCCUGCUGGAUGGCCCGGGGCGACGGCACAAGCGCAGGCACAAGCUCAGGCAGCAGCUAUGGCAGCAGCGACACCUGGAUGGGGCAUGGGCGGGAUGCUGCUUGCGAGCCCAGGCGUACCUAAUCAGCCGAUGGCGCCUCCCAUGACUCGCAGCCGGAAGAGCUCUUUCGGACCUCACAAGGAAUCCGGCGAUAGGGUACCGCGCUUUACUCCGGGACCGAACUAUGGACCUGUACUUGAACCUUUCGUGGCCAAGGUGGUCAGAGCCCACUUGGAGCUGAACCCGCUCCUGCAAGCGCCCGCAGACAAUCACUCCCCGGACAAAGACCCGCCCUACCUCAAAUGGUGCAUGCUCUUCCCCGAAUCCUUCUGCCAGCGCUCCUCCGACCCUCCGCACCGCUCAUGGAUGGUCGGGCGCGACGAACCCGCGACCUUCCCGCGCGUCACCCACCUCCGGAUCAUCUCGCCCUCCUUCCCGUGGACGGUCGACGUCCGGGCCGAGGACCGCGGGAUCGGCGUUACCUGCGGGGACGUCAUCCAGCAGCUCGACAAGUUCCUGCACGAGCUCGUCCGGAAGGAGGAGUAUGCGCACGCGGGCAAACAGCGGAGCAAGAUGAUGAACGAGGCCUACCACUUCAAUCGCUCGACGGCGCACGGCGUUCCCGGCGGGCGCCUCGGUGCGGGGAUGCGCAGGCUUGAUUGGCUGUGCCGGGAGACGAUGUGGGGCGGGCUGGAAGAGAACGACCGGUACGUGCGCGAGCACGCGGCGGGGCUGUCGUGCACGUUCGUGUUGACGUGCAAGAAGAUGUACGCGCUGACCGAGGAGGAGAUCCGGAACCAGGAGCAGCUUGAGGCGGAGGCCCGGUCUCGUCCGCGCUCUGUGCUUUCGAGGCACUCGAGGUCCAGGAGCCGAGGGCCUGACUGAAAAUCCCUUUCUCUCCUGGCCUCAAUAUACUCUCCUGGCCUCGGUACACUAUCGGCAAUCUGGUCCCAUACGUACUGCAAUCAUCCCCCUUAUCCCAUCUAAUUGACCGUCAAUAUUUGCAAUCUCCGCAUAUACGUCUUCUCUCAAAUCGCUAUUCCGUUUGCUGUCUUGCCUUGUGUUAUGUUGUAUGUACUUUUUUUGUACGGAUUUUUGGAUGUUAAGACCCCGAGUAUGUAUAUGCUCAAAAUAUAAUCGCUAAGGAGC